Messenger RNA from Williopsis jadinii, 1310 nucleotides. RefSeq names its product exosome non-catalytic core subunit RRP42 (gene RRP42). Gene Ontology annotation, cellular component: nuclear exosome (RNase complex); cytoplasmic exosome (RNase complex). Gene Ontology annotation, biological process: TRAMP-dependent tRNA surveillance pathway; U4 snRNA 3'-end processing; nuclear polyadenylation-dependent mRNA catabolic process. Bases 339 to 1310 code for a protein of 323 amino acids. The record is from RefSeq and is a predicted model, not a curated record. The transcript is spliced from 2 exons. Lineage: Eukaryota; Fungi; Ascomycota; Saccharomycetes; Phaffomycetales; Wickerhamomycetaceae.
ACAACAAUAGACGUAUGCUUGGGAAACGUUGUGAACGACGCCAGUUGGUCAUACCAAUGGAAACUGCGAGAGGUAUCGGUCCACGUUUACCAAGUUGACGAUUCACCACGGAGUAUAGAGGCAAAGAUGCUGUCAGUUCAUAGACAGCUAAGUGCAUCACUGCAGACAAUAAAGUCAACAAUUACGCAGGAGAUAACGUCGAUCCAGAAAGGCAUGUCUUCCCUGUUGAAGAAAGAGACAAAAUCCAGAGACUUGAACGAAGACUCAUUAACAAAGUUGAACGUAUCGUUGGCCCUGUUGGUGCUAGGUUCGUUCAUUUGUCAAACGAUGAGUUUCAUAUGGCUAAGGUACUUGGCUAUGAAUACGGUAAGAAAGAGGUAAUGAGAACAAAGUAUGGUGUGGUGUCCGGGUUGUGGGUAUGCGCAGAGAGCCAGUACAAAAAAAUACGAGAAAAAUUUCCAUCGAGCUUUGAUCAAUCAGGUCACAAUGAAGAAGUGUUAAAAGGCACAAGAAGGAUGUUGCUCUCAGCUACAGAAAGGUCAUAUCUCUAUGAAUCAUUACACAGCAAACAUAUAAUAAGGCCUGAUGGCAGAAAUAUCAAACAGUUCAGACCAAUUCAAUCACACACUGGGUUUCUAGAGCUAUCAAACGGUUCAUCAAAGAUUACUCUAAGUGACGGUAGCGAAUGCAUUGUUAGUAUCAAGGCCAAGGUUGUUGAUAAAGCACAAGAGCAAGACCUUGUGUCUGUGGAUCUUGAAAUUGCAGGCCACAGAGAAGAUUCGCCGUAUACGCUAAGUCUAACGUCGACAUUACAGUCGUUAUAUGCCAAACAUAUUCCAAGGGAAUCGCUUAAUUUGACAUCCAAGUUUGCAUACAAGCUCUACAUCGAUAUCCUUGUUAUCGCUACCUACUCGCAUCCACUGACCAUGAUGUCAUUGGCUACAUACCUUGCCCUUCAAAGCACAUUCUUACCAAAGCUGACCUCCUCAGUGGACGACAAGGAGAUUGAAGAGCAACCAACUUUCCACGAUUAUGAGUUUGUCAAGUUACAAGUUACCGUCCCUGUCAUUUUCACAGUGGCUGUCAUCGGAGAGAACUGUAUUAUAGAUCCUAGUGCUGAAGAGAUGGAAGUUAGUGAUAAUGGACUCAUAGUGAGCUGGUUUGACGGCAAACCAAUCUCUCCUAUGGGCACAGUAAGACUUAGCGAGACAAACAUCAAGAGUCUAAAUCCAGCUCUGAUUGUUAAAAGUGUCGAUCUCGUAUCGAGCAUUGCCAAUUCUCCGUGGAAUGUCCAAAUCAUCCUCUCUUGA